CUGUUUUCCACCUAAAAUUUUUACAAUACAGUAUCGGAUUUGAGGAGUAUAUUCUGGAGUUUUCUGCUUUGAGUGGUUCAUUAGACAUUUUUUCGCAGGUUUAAAUAUAAAACCUCUGAAUAUAUCACGAAAAAUAAUUAUUCCAAGCAACAGAAGUGCGGAAAUUUAUAUUUUCCUUUUCACUUCGACCAUUGCUCAUUGAAAACAAAAAUGGAUGAUCCAAGUAGAAAUAUAACUUUAAAUUUCAAGUUGCUGACAGGUGGAACAUUUACAGUCGGUGUUGAUAGUGACAUUUCAGUUGAUUCAUUAAAGAAAAUCGUUUCGAAAAAGCUGAAAAUAAGUAAAGAUAGGAUAUGUCUAAUGAACAGUGAAAGAGAACUUCAAGAUGGUACACUCAAGGAAAAUGGAAUUGUAAACGACUCAAAAAUUAUCAUCACCCCCAACGUAGAGAGUGGAUUGGCCCAACGCACAGAAAACACCGUGCUACAAGCACUUGAAUCUUUAAAUGACAACCAAGUGAACGAUUUCCUCAGUGGGAAGUCGCCAUUGAAUUUAAGUGUUCGUCUCGGUGACCAUAUGAUGCUUAUUCAACUUCAACUUUCAACUUUGAGUCCCUCACAACAGAACUCACUAAAACAAAAAGUUGUAAACGCAUCAAAAUUCAAACAACAACAACAUCAACAGCAGCAAAAUUUGAGUCCUUUAUCAAUCAUAAAUCCUCAAGAGAAUGAUAUAUUUUUACCCAAUAACAGCAUGAAACGUCCGAUGGAAGAUAUGGAAGAAUCUUCAGCUGUUAGACAGAAAUUAAUGACAUCAAAUCUUGCUUCGAAUGAUUCAAAAGACAACAACAAAUCUUCUCCAAUAAAGUCGCUCUCAAGCAUGGUCUCGAGUCCACUUUCAUCAGCAGUACAAAAUAUGCAUCAAAGUAAUAAAUUGUGGCAAACACCAGUCGAUCCAAUUUCUGCUAAUUUAACAUCGUGUUUAUGUAAACGACUUAGUAUCAGUUGCAACAAUAAUUGUGGACAACGAUCAGACAGUGCAUAUGUUUCCUUUGGCACAUUAAAUCCAACACUUCAAGAUAAAAAUGGUCGUCCGAAGCGUGACAUUUCAACAAUUAUUCAUAUCUUAAAUGAUUUGCUAAGCGCUACACCACAAUGUUCAAGAAAUGGAGCGAAAAUAUUUUUUGAACCAACACAGCCACCCGUGGGCCCAAGUGGAAAAUUUAUUAAGAUAAAAAAGCAAUCGCAUUCGCGAAGUUCUUGUGUUCGUUGUGCUCCACCUACGUUAUUACGUCACACACAGUCAUGUUCAUCUGAUGAACCGUCUACAAGUACGAAAUGCAGCAGUGAAGCUCACUAUCCAAUACCAUCAACAUCGAGUGGAAUUGUACGUGGUGGUAGUGGCGGCUGUUCAGAUUGCAAUAAAUGUGUAACGAAUCGAAAGUUAGAGAUCGAAAAUAUGAAGACAAAGACAAAACUCGAUCAACUGAAGCUUGUGAUGAAACAGAAAAAGGAGCGACGUGAAGCAAGAAAGCUGAAAAUUGCGCCUUACAACAAUCAGCAUGAGUCAAUGAUUAAUGUUGCUAAUCAAGCAUCGAUGACUAGUCCAUCAAAAGCUUCACCAACAAAAGGUUCAAACAACAAAAGUUUAGUUCAUGAUGGUGAAACAACCCAUCAUGUUGAUUCUUCUUCUCCUGCAACUGCAACUGCCGCCAUUGCUACGUCAAUUUCCCCCAACAACAACAACAGUGAAAUGGAAAAUCAUCUUGAAGAAGUUGAUUCGGUAGCUUAAAAUAUUACCGUUUAGGAUGGAUCCUUGUACAUUCUGUAUAUAGCAUGUUAAGAAUACACCAAACGAGAGGCAUGGAAACUGUAGAUACGGAAAAUUGAAAAGGCUUAAAAGCUUUCGUAGACCUUUUGUAGACUUGAAAGGUCUCCAAUUUGGUGUGUCUACAAAUUUUCCAAAGCUUUUCUCUAAACUCUACGAAAACUUUAAAACUCUCUUCUAAUAAUUUACUUUAAUAAUACAUAAUCAAUUACGCCGCUUUCCAUUUUUUGGGUGCAUGAGUUUUCAAGCAGGCUUACUGUGAAAUUGAUUUUAAAAAAAUACAUAAAUAAAUAGAUUGUGACGUCACUUUCGAUUGUACUCAUACUGCAUCCUAUCAAAAGUAUCAAAAAACAUCCUUAUUAAUUAAUUAAAAUAAAUGCAAACGUUAUGAGUUAUUUUGUUAAUUAAAUAUUAUUGAUGAUAAAUGCAAAUGGUUAUUUUUUUGAAUAGAUAUUAAUUUUUCUUUGGAAAAGUUUUGUUUUAUGGUUUUUCCUUUUUUCCUUUUAUGACACAGUUUUGUUUAAUUUUAGUUGAUGCC
Molecule: messenger RNA, 2365 nt
Organism: Clunio marinus
Lineage: Eukaryota; Metazoa; Arthropoda; Insecta; Diptera; Chironomidae
Source: the annotation of a GenBank genome assembly